AUGACCGCCACCAGGACCGCAGUGCCGCCGCUUCCACGUCUUGACAAGAUCGAGAUGGAGGAUCGCAAGCGGUCUCUCGUCAACGAUGUUGACGACCUUGCGCCCAGUCGCAAGCGCUUCAAGGACGAGAAUGGAGCCACGAUGAAGAUGUCCGAGGACAAGGAGAAAGAAGUCGAGGUAUGCUUUGUGUUCGAUGUUUCACGCUGCGUACUCGAGCCACAGAGCAUGAUUCUAACCCGCGUGUGCAUAGGACUACCAAAAGGAUGCCAUCAUGCGCCAAAUGAAGGAAUACCGCCGGCAGAAGAAGGAUGCGGAAGAGCAGCUGGCUGAGCUUCACAAGACGAGCCAGUACCACGACGAUCACCUUCGCACCGUCGACGCCUGGUUCUCCCAGCUCCUUGACGAAGUCCGCGUGCUCGCCUCGCAAUCCCUCCCCACGCCGCCUCCCAGCGCAACUUCGACGACCGGUAUGACAAGCCCUACCCAUCACGUGAGAAGAUACCAUACUGAGAAUAUGCAUAGGCGGAGAGAUGUACCAUUCGGCAUUAGUGUUUGAGGACAACGAGGCCUUCUCUGAACAUCUCAAGUCCCGUUCCGAGAACAUCAAGCAUGCUAUAUCUGACUUGUUUGGCCGCUUACCCUCGGCUUCUCCCGAUGUUGAGGACCUGCGCAAGCAAUUGAAUGAGCUGCUGGCCAAAGAAAAAGAGCAUGCCGUGGAAUUGCGCAGGACGAUUGACGAAAAGGACUCGCUUUAUGAGCGUCUGGAACAAGCCAUGGGCCGCUAUAUGACUGCUGAGCGGAAGCUGGACCGGGCCAAGAGCGCCCAAGUGGCAAAGCUGGAGAGACAGGCCGUAAUGGGUGGCAACACUGACAAUGCCUCGCCGACUACUUCUAAGGCAGCAGCAACUCCAAAGCGUGAAAGCACAGAGGGCAACGGCGAAUUGGAAAAUGGUAUUGCAAGUGCAGAAGCCGAAGCCGCGCGCAAGGAAGCCGUUGCUGCAGCAGAGAAGCAGAAGGCCCAGCUCGAGGAGAUUGAGGCUGAAAAUGAGCGUCUGACAAAUGAUUUGAGCGCAGCAAGAACAAAGUUGGCCAGCCUAUCGGACGAUGAUUAUGCCCAGACAUCGCUUUACAAGACUCUCAGAUCGCAGUAUGAGGAUGUGGUGAAGCGCGUGAAUGGUUUGGAAGCCAGCAACGGUCAGCUACGUGAAGAUAGCCAGAAAUUCGCCGGGGAGCGUACUGCCUAUCGGACUCAGAUUGAUGAAGAGAACCGCAACCAGAUCAACGAGAUCGAGGCGGCGAGCGCUCGAGCCGAAACCGAUUUGGCACGCAUCAGGCACGUACGCGAUCAGCUGACUUCAGAAAUUGCAAUCCUGAAGUCUUCGGACGAGAAUUCACGCACAUCGGUAGCACAAGCCCGAGAACUCGCGGAAGCCAAGGAUCAACGCAUUGCAGCUUUAGAGUCACAAGUGAAGCGACUAGAACUUCAAAUUGGUGAAGCCGAGGCUGCCGAGGGCGAUAUGGACGGACUUGACGUGGAAGCGCUGAAGUCCAAGUUGCGCACACUGGACAGUCAGUAUUCGCUGCUCAGUAACGAACUGCCAUCUAUGGAGUCAGCAUGGAAAAAGACGCAAGCUUUGGCAUCGAAGAAAGUCGAGGAAAUUGCUGCUUGGGAGGAGCAAAUUGGCCGUCUCUCCGCGGAGAAAGCAAAAGCAGACCAGAAGUAUUUCGCUGCGAUGAAGGCAAAAGACAUGCGGGAAGCCGAGCUUCGAACGCUCAAAACACAAAACCAGCGCUCAAGCGAGAUCGUGACGCAGCUCAAGGAGGGUGAGGCGAAAACGAAGGAGCUGUGCGCAAACUAUGAGCGACAACUCGCAGAUGCGAAGGAGGGCUUGACGAAGCUGGAACAGCAGUCUCGGGCAGCUGAGCAGAAGCUCAAGGAGGCCACGAUCUCUGCAGAUGGCUUGAAGAAGAGCGUCGAUGAGCUAAAGGCUCUUGUUAGCGUCAAAGACAAGGACAAUCUGACAGCAGCGAAAGCCAAGCGCCAAGUCGAAGAGGAUCUUGAGAAGUGUAAGACACGUCUUGAAGACUCCAAGAAACAGUACGAAACACUGCGCAAGAGCAGGGCGGCGGUCAACGCUGCGGACUCGGAUGACUGGCGGGUGAGUUUAGGAUACUUGCAUUUUUGGUCAAAGAGAUCAGACACUAACCCAAUCACAGAAAGUCGCCAUUUGCCCAGUCUGCAAUGCCAACAUCCGCAAUACCGUACUCAAGCUCUGCGGACACGUCUUCUGUCAUUCGUGUGUCAAAGAUCUCAUCUCGAACCGGUCGAGAAAAUGCCCCAGUUGCGGGCGAGCUUUCGGCACCAACGACUCAAUGUCGAUUGUUCUUACAUGA
This is a messenger RNA of Lecanosticta acicola, 2394 nucleotides long. The record is from the annotation of a GenBank genome assembly. NCBI's taxonomy places the organism in Eukaryota, Fungi, Ascomycota, Dothideomycetes, Mycosphaerellales, Mycosphaerellaceae.